Saprolegnia parasitica CBS 223.65 is the source of this 828-nucleotide messenger RNA. RefSeq lists its product as hypothetical. The record is from RefSeq and is a predicted model, not a curated record. NCBI's taxonomy places the organism in Eukaryota, Oomycota, Saprolegniomycetes, Saprolegniales, Saprolegniaceae. The coding region runs from base 1 to 828 and encodes 275 amino acids. The transcript has 3 exons.
AUGACACGACCCAAGACGUCCAGUAAAGCAGCGCUCGAGCGCCAGCGCGCCCACGACCGUCUCAUGAAGCGGCAAGCCCGCGUCGCGUACCUCGCUGAGCGUGCGGCGCUGCAAGACGCCUACGUGGCGCUCACCUCUCGAUUCUACGCCCUCCGAGGGACGAUGCUGCCGUGGGAAGAGGUGGCAGCGGCGCUCCGGGACGCGCGUGAGGCCGCCGACAACGACAACCGCGACCUCCAGCACCGCGUCCGCCUAGCCCGCUUAAUCACGACGCGCUUGCAGCACUGGAUGAGCACCAUGUCCGCACCGACCACCACGAGCCUCUCGACCAAUGGUUGGACCAACGUGACACUCCUGCAAGACAUCGAGAUGCGUCAGCUGGGUUUGGAGUGGAUUCAAAAACAGCUUUAUCACAGCGCGAGCAGCCACCUCGCACCGUCCGUGUUUCCCCACGCGUACGAAGACUCGGUCAAAGUCGAGUGGGGUCAUCGCGGGCGCAAGAUCGUGCUCCAAAAAGUUGUACAAGCAAGUCCGCAAAUCGUCGCCGCUGCGCUCUGGGCUGUCAACUGCGCGUCGACCGGCGAGCUUUUCCCCGGUGUCCACACGGCCAACAUUCGGGUCCUCCAUCAAGCGCAGGAUGGGGACGGUCGGCUGAGCUACAGCGUCGACGAGACGGGCAACUCGAAAGGCACAAGCCUCAAGAUUUGCCAUGCGCGCUUCAACGACAACAACGACCGCAUCCUCGUCGCGUAUCGCUCCGUCACGAUCGACGACACGUACCCCGACGUUUUGGACCCGGACGAGUACCUCGAGUGGUACAAUGACUGA